CAAUGCUCAGCUUUACAUUGUACAAUGUUGUAUGCAACGUCCUUCAUCAGAGCCCACACAGGUUCAUAGAUUGCUUGCAGCAGAUUGCGACCCUGCUGCAGGCAGUUCUGAUGAGCUUGCAGCAGGUGAAAAACUGAUCAUCCUAUUUAGCUGGGUUCAGGAUCCCCUGGGCGAGUCUAUCCCCCGGGGGCCCCUCAUUGAACAAAAUUUUUCCUUGAGUAAUGGAGAAUCUCAGCAAAUCUCCUCUACCACGCUGGACCUCGAAACCACCCCAGCCUGAUGCACCGGCAUCCUUAGAGACCACCAUCUAAAUAUCUCAACCCACAUGACAGUACAAGCGAUUAAAAGUUCUCCAAACCUGCAAAAACUCCUUAAAGGCUGUCUUGUGUACUCUAAAAAGUCAGCUUCAGGCAGAGAAGGGCUCAGUAUCAAUCACGCCAUGCAGAGUUCUCCUGAUUAUUCUGCAAGCAGGGCCCAGCAACUCUGCCAUGGGCUGCAACUGCUCACGCAUGUGGAUAUCAUGUAAUGUCAUGGCCAUGAUGUGUGGUUAAAGCAGGACGGAUACUCACAUUACAAAAUUGCCAUGAACACAGCACUUCACCAUACUGUGAUGGGUGCAUCUCACAUGGGUUGUGGCGC
Coccomyxa subellipsoidea C-169 is the source of this 639-nucleotide messenger RNA. RefSeq lists its product as hypothetical. The record is from RefSeq and is a predicted model, not a curated record. Lineage: Eukaryota; Viridiplantae; Chlorophyta; Trebouxiophyceae; Coccomyxaceae. Bases 32 to 280 code for a protein of 82 amino acids. The transcript has a single exon.